AUAGGAAACUCGUGGCUGGGCUUGUUCCAUCCCCAAGCCGGGUCUCCAGCCUGCAGUCCAGCCCCGGGGCCGCCAUGCCUCCCUGGCUCCCUGCCUUGUUGUGCCUCGGACUGUGUCUCAGUUGGAGGAUCAAGGCACAGGACCAUCUACUCCCCAAACCCUCCCUCUGGGCAAAGCCAGACCAUGUGAUGCCUGAGGGGCAACUUGUGACCAUCUGGUGUCAGGGCCCUUCUGGGGCUAUAGGUUACAAGCUGGAGAAAGUGGGAACCUUUUGGUUUAUGUUGUCCUACCCUAAUGGGAAUAAAGAAGCUUCAUUCGUUCUGGGGGAAAUGAGAGUAGAAGCUGCUGGUCUUUACCGCUGUCACUACUGGACCUCAUCUGGCAGGACAGAGUCCAGUGACCCUCUGAUGCUGAUUGUGACAGGCCAAUAUGACAAACCCAACCUGUCCGCCAUGCCCAGCUCUGUGGUGGCCCCAGGGCAGACCGUGACCUUCCACUGUCAAUCUUUAUACCGCCUGGAUGGCUUCGUGAUGUCUAAAGACCAAGCAGACAAUGUGAGCCCUCAUUAUGAGUGGAAGACUCUGGCCAGCUUCUCCAUCCCGGCUGUGACAGCUGCCCAUGGGGGCACUUACCGAUGUCACACUUUUCACAAUGACUUCCCUUAUGUGUGGUCAGCCCCCAGCAACCCCCUGGUCCUCAGGGUCACAGACACUCCUGAAGAGUGCAGCCUCCCAGUUCCCAGGGAACCAGACCCCACAAGCCGAGCCUCCUCUCCAGAACAUUCAGACCUGCUGUUUGGUCUCCCCAGGCUCACAGCAAGCAUCCUGAUGGGCAUGUUGGCACUCAUCAUCCUGCUCUUCCUCUCCCUUCUCUUCUUCCUCCUUCAACGCUGCAGCCAACAUCAGGCUAGACUCAAGACCAGGGGCAGAAAGGCAGAAAUCAAGAAGGCCCUGAGAAGCUCUGACCCAGCUGGGACCCCUCUGGAGGAGACCCCAUAUGCUGCUGUGAAUGAUGACGGACAGACAGAGGAGUCCAGACAGGAGGACACUGCUGUGAUUCACUCAGACAUCUCUCCUUCUGGAGGGAACAGGGAGGGAAAGGCUUCCCCAAGGUCCCAUGCAGCUGGGAGGGUUCAGGUUCCUUUCCCCUCCUCAGCCCUCCUGUCCCAUGUCCCAAGCGAUCCCUUCAUCCCCUUCUGCCAGGCUCCCAAAAGGGAAGACCCUCAGGAGGUGACCUACGCCCAGCUGAAUCCCAACAGCCUCAAGGCUGGAUUGGAGGCCCCUCCCCCCUCAGGACCAGUGGAGCCCAGCCUCUAUGCCGCCCUGCGGUAAGCUCAGCCCUCGCCCAGGGGACACCAAAAGGAAGAGGCCUCUCCCCAUGCAGGCUCUGCUUUCUGAGGGCAGACCCUGUCCCAGUAUUAACCCAGGUGUUAGGAUCCUUUCCCAUUACAGCAGGUACCCAGUAAUUUCAUUUCUGUUGUGGCAGCAGCCAGGUUGUGUGUGUCUAUCCUUGGUGGGUCUCAGAGGUAGCAUUGGUAGCCUAUGUGAGCUCAUCUUCUACUUUCUGCAACCUACCAAAAAAAAAGAAAAAAAAAAAGAGCAGGCUCUCACAUUAUCAAUGAAUUCACCAGCAGGGAA
Molecule: messenger RNA, 1637 nt
Organism: Vombatus ursinus (common wombat)
Lineage: Eukaryota; Metazoa; Chordata; Mammalia; Diprotodontia; Vombatidae
Product: platelet glycoprotein VI-like
Exons: 10
Coding region: 75-1331 (418 amino acids)
Source: RefSeq, a predicted model, not a curated record